AUGAUCAACCAAACUAUCUAUGACCCAUACCAUGAAUACCACUCCAUCUGCAACACCUACCAAACCAUCUAUGAACCAUUUACUUCAUACACCACAAGUACCAUACUAUUUACGACACAUACCAUUACUAACGUACCAACCAUGAUCCAUACCAUGACUAUCAUACCAACCAUGACACAUACCAUUCCCACCACACCAACUGUAUCCCAUACCUUCCCCACUACACGACCCAUACCUUCCCACCACACCUCCACGACCCAUUCAUUACCUCCCACGACCCAUACCAUACUCCACACCUCCCACGACCCAUACCAUACCCACCACACCCCCACGACCCAUUACCAUUACCUCCACAACCCAUACCCCACUACACCCACGACCCACACCAUACCAUACCCCACCACACCUCCCACGACCCAUACCACCCAACCCACACCCUCCACGACCCACCCAUACCACCAUCCCACGACCCAUACCAUACCCACCACACCUCCCACGACCCCACACCCAUACCCACCACACCACCACACAUACCUUCCCCACCACACCUCCCACGACCCAUACCAUACCCACCACACCUCCCACGACCCAUACCAUACCCACCACACCUCCCACGACCCACCAUUCCCCACCACACCUCCCACGACCCACACCAUACCCACCACCAACCACACGACCCAUACCUUCCCCACCACACCUCCCACGACCCACACCAUCCCACACACACCAACCACGACCCAUACCUUCCCCACCACACCUCCCACAACCCUUACCAUUCCACCACACCUCCCACGCCAUCACCUCCCACGCCCAUACCUUCCCCACCACACCUCCACAACCCCCACCCACCACACCUCCCACGACCCACACCAUACCCAUACCAUCCCACCACACCUCCCACGACCCAUACCUUCCCCACCACAUGACCUACCUCCCACGACCCAUACCACCCACCACACCUCCCACGACCAUACCUUCCCCACCACACCUCCCACGACCCAUACCUUCCCCACCACACCUCCCACGACCCAUACCGACCCCCACGACCCCCUUCCCACCACACCUCCCACGACCCACUUCCCACCACACCUCCCACGCACCGACCCAUACCACCACCACACCUCCACGACCACACCACGCUGCCCAACCCACACCUCCCACCACACCAACCACGAGGCCAAAACCACGACCCUACGACCAGCAGCGUCGGCAUCAACUUGCUGCACUCUCUUACUUCGAACGGGCGAGAGAAGACUAAGCAUGGAUAAUGUGGAUGAAGUGAUUUGUGUGGUUGAAAUGGAUGGUGUGGAUGAAGUGAACGAAGAAACGUGGAUAAUGUGA
Messenger RNA from Penaeus vannamei (Pacific white shrimp), 1341 nucleotides. The record is from RefSeq and is a predicted model, not a curated record. NCBI's taxonomy places the organism in Eukaryota, Metazoa, Arthropoda, Malacostraca, Decapoda, Penaeidae.